GAUCUAGUGGCAAUAGGGGGCAGGGAUACGUCCAUGUUUCUAUUUAGAGCACUGGGGAAAAUCCUUUACUGUAAAAGAGUUGAACCGAAGAUUGAUGCAGAUAAGCAACAUAUACCACCUCAUUUACAACAUCAUGACAGAGAUAACUUGAAAUUUAACCCAGAGGAUGUUAUUUGUCAAACUCAAAUAAGUAGUGAUAUGUUCAACCUCUACUUGCAUCAGAACUAUCUUGAGUUUUACACUCGAGUGGAUGAUGUAGUACGAGGGAGUGAGUAUCUAAGUGAUGCAGAUCUAAUUUCUUCUAAUUUUUCACAUCGUAGUAUUUUAUCGGAGUAUAGCAGUUGUAUAUCAACAAGAGGUUUAAUACAUUGUAACUCAUCCAAGAGUCGACACAGUACAGCUACAAGUGGCAUGGGAUGGAAAACUCUACAUAAGCCACAAUGGUGGCAGGUUGCCAAACAGUGCCGUGAGAAUACGUUAUCAGCGAAAGCAUUAUUUAUUGGUCAUUGCUGGACACCAGUAGCAUUACACACACAACUAUUACCAUAUUUAAGCCGCAUUAAUUCGCCAUUGAAUAACAAAGGUCAAAUUUCUCUUCUUCAAGAACUGAAUAGCUUUUCAACAUCAACAAGGGCAAGGGUUGAAAGAUUGAAUGAAAGAGAUGUUGAAACCAUGGAAGGGGAUGAUUCCUGCUCUCAGAUUUCUACAGUUAAUGAUUGUAAUGAUAUGGACAGCACUCUGAAGUCGAGUUUAUAUGAUAAUGAUAUACACAUUGGAGAUUUUGAUGAUGAUAACAACAUAGAUGAUUUUUAUGAAGAUGAUGAUUGGUGAAAUAUAUUUUAAUUAGCUUAACAGAAAUCGAAGGAAGAUAUUGAAGAAAAUAUAAAUUAUUAUUUCAAUUCGGAAUGCUUGUAGAAAUUUGUCAGAAAAUUAUGAAUUUUAAAGCCCU
Anneissia japonica is the source of this 949-nucleotide messenger RNA. RefSeq names its product cell cycle checkpoint protein RAD17-like. The annotation marks the transcript as partial. The transcript is spliced from 7 exons. Lineage: Eukaryota; Metazoa; Echinodermata; Crinoidea; Comatulida; Comatulidae. The record is from RefSeq and is a predicted model, not a curated record. Gene Ontology annotation, molecular function: chromatin binding. Gene Ontology annotation, biological process: mitotic DNA replication checkpoint signaling; DNA repair; DNA damage checkpoint signaling.